GUGCGGUGCGGUGGGCCGAGUGUUAAAACCGAGAGUCCCGGACUGGCUCCCCCGCGUUCUAGAACGCGCACCGAGAGUUCCAUUCCGGGGAAAGUUCGUGUCUCGGCGUUCCAAAGCUUUGAUCGCAGGUGCCAUGCAGCCCAAUUGGUGUGGUGGCCAGAGCUGAAGGCCAUGGCUGGAAUUCUUUAGGGCACACAUCCUGGACAACAUCACACAAUAAGCCAUCUCGGAGAGCAUCUUGCCCGAGAGAAGAAGCUGCUCUUGCCAAGGACAGUUGUACAGCUGCCAUGGCUAGCAAAAGGAAAUCGACCACUCCAUGUAUGGUUCGAGCAUCUGAGGCCAUGGAGCAGGAACCUCCCAAGGACUGUAGCAUGGGAAGGGCAGUGAGCGGCACUCCAGAGCAGGACGCGAGCAAUGGUUUGGUGGCCGGUAAGGAGAGCUGCGAAAAUGACUGUGAGGUAAUCGAAGGGAAAUCCUCCCCGGCCAACCUGGCCAGGAAACCCCUCGGAGGCUACGAAUGUAAGUACUGCCCCUAUUCCACGCAGAAUCUGAACGAGUUCACGGAGCACAUAGACACCCAGCACCCCAACGUGAUCCUCAACCCCCUGUAUGUGUGCGCCGAAUGCAACUUCACAACCAAAAAGUAUGAUUCCUUAUCCGAACACAACGCCAAACUCCACCCGGGAGAGAACAACUUCAAGCUCAAGUUGAUCAAGCUCAACAACCAGACCGUCCUAGAGCAGUCCAUUGAGGCGACGAGCAGUUCGGUUGCCGUGGAAACCCCCGAAAUCGAGGUGGUUCCUGUCGGGCCUAGUGUUACAAGCAAGACCACCCCAGUGAUUAACGUUGGGAAGCCUAAAGUUGAAGGCAGGAAAGUUUCUUUAGAGAACCACCUGGAUGGGAUUCACCACCUGGUGACGGAGACCACGGAGCCUAUCACAUGCAUUAACGGAGCAGAGCUUCUCCACGAUAUCCUGGCCCACGUGAUGCCCUCUGUGCAACUCCCGCCAAACAUCAACCUGGUUCCCAAAGUCCCCGUGCCGCUGAACAGUACCAAAUACAAUUCCGCACUGGACACCAACACAACCAUGAUCAGCUCCUUCAACAAGUUUCCGUACCCUACGCAGGCGGAGUUGUCGUGGUUGACAGCCGCGUCCAAGCAUCCCGAGGAGCAGAUCCGGAUUUGGUUUGCCACCCAGCGUCUGAAGCACGGCAUCAGCUGGUCUCCGGAAGAGGUGGAGGAGGCAAGGAAGAAGAUGUUCAAUGGCACUAUCCAACCAGCAGCCCAGACCAUUGCCGUUCUGCCCGCUCACGUCGCCGCUGCAAAAAUGCCUCAGCCGAUGAUCCAGACGGCUGUGCCUUGCCAGAUACUUAGCCAGACUGGCCUGGUUUUGACACAAGUCUCAAACGGGUCCAAUGUUUCCCCCAUUGCCCUUGCCGUGGCGGCCAACCAAGGGCAGAAACGGAGCAUGCAGGCCCAGACGGCUGUCCCGGAAGUCAAGCGCCCACACGUUGUCGCCACGGAGGUCUUGUCCAAACAGAUCGCCCCUGCUGCUCCGACGAGCACGGCCGCAGUGCCCUUGUCUCCUGUGCUGCUGGCAAAUGACCGCAAGAAGACCAAGGAGCAAAUAGCAGCCCUGAAGGCGAGUUUCAUUGUCAGCCAGUUCCCCGAUAACGCGGAGGUGUACAGGCUGAUAGAAGUCACGGGCCUCUCCCGAAGCGAGAUCAAGAAGUGGUUCAGCGACCACCGAUACCGGAGCCAGCGAGGGAUUGUCCACAUCACGAGCGAGUCGCUAGCCAAGGACCAGGUUGCUCUUGUGGCUGCAAGGCAGGGGCGGAACUAUAACCCAUUCCCGGACCUCAUUUUCCAGAAGUUCAAAGGAAAAUCCAGAGAACAGCUGGGGGUCCUUGAAGAAAGCUUUAUCAAGAGUUCUUUUCCAACCCAAAGCGAGUUGGAAAGGCUCCGGAACGAAGCUUGCAUGACUAGACGAGAGGUUGAGGCCUGGUUCUCUGAGCGCAGAAAGCUCAGGGAUACUAUGGAACAAGCCGUCUUGGACUUGAUGGGGCCGAGCGUAAGGAAUAAGGAGGAAGGGGCUUCCAAUGGUACCAUCGUUCCGACAGAGCAGUUCGACAUCUGCCAGGCACCGACCUCUUUGUCCAGGUGCUCGACAGCAUUUGCCCCAAGUAGCCAAGAGCAGGCGCACUUGCUGAAGAGCACGUUUGCGAGGACACAGUGGCCGACUCCGCAGGAGUAUGACGAGUUGGCGGCUCAGACGGGGCUCACGAGGACUGAAAUAGUGCGUUGGUUCAAAGAGAACAGGAGCUGCCUGCGAACCGGGACGCUGAAAUGGCUGGACCAAUACCAGCAGCAGUAUGCCGCCGACGGAUAUGACGAGGCAAAAGGACCAGCAGCCACCGAGACGGCAAGUAGCAGUAGCGAGGGGGUUCAGCAACCCAGCAAGGAGCACCAGAAGCCGGAGAAGCAGGACAUAGAGGGCAUGGAGAAAUCUGAAUGCGGUGACCGGGGUAGUCAAGGCAAUAACGAGAACAAGGGAAAUGUGAGUUGGGUGGAAGUCACCAUCGACGACGACGCUUCGGACUGUAUGGACAGCUGGGGUCAAGCAGCACCUGGAAGCAAAGCAGGUUUUGAUUCUGAAAGUAUACCUGGCGAUACCUCUCGCACCUAAGACAGGCAUAUCGUUCAGCUUUCUGGACCUAUCUUUCCACUCUUUUGGAGUACGCCUUCAGUGACCCUGGGAGCAAGCAGGAUCUUCAGAAGCAGGAAAAUCCAGCGGGUUUUGCCUCCUGGUUCAAGGCACGUGGGUACAGUUGUGUUGGAGAAAGGACAGUCCUGUGGAGCGUCACUACAGAUCUCACGGUGCCAAAUUUCCACCAGGGGACUUUUCCAACAAGGGCCCUUGUACAUAGGUUUUUUCCCCACAGCGUCCAACUUGCUUACCUCCCAUUGUAACUUCCCAUUUACAACGUGGAGACGUCUUGCUGCCUUUCCUGGGUGGCGCAUACGCUGUGGAUUCUCAUUGCCAUCUCGAGGUCACGAUUUGGCUUAUCGGUUUUCUUGAAAAUUAGUUACCGCUGCGUCUACAUCCAUGAUGACUUGGAAACCCUUUUGGCCUGCUGCACAUGUUUCUGAAGAUGUUUCUCUAUUUUCGCUGUGAGAGUUUACCCAUCUCAACACAUUUUUACCUGUUCAGUCUAGGGCUAGCUGCUCGUUGCGACUUUCUCAAGAGCCUUUUAUUUGCAGAUGGCUCCCUUUUGUUCCUCUGCAUGCAGGAAAAGCAGCAGAAACAUUUUGUCUUGGAGAGACAGCCGAUCUCUUUAACACAUCCUGCAUUUCACCGUUUGCCAAAACAUCUGGAUUGUGGAGCCUCCAGAGUUGUUGACAGUACGCCUUUGCUUGUUCCAAGCACCUUUUUCUACUACAUGUAGUACAAUCCUUUAAAAAAAAAAGACUUUACAAUGGAGGGCUUAAGCUUCUUAAUAACUGAACUUGCUCACAAUUCUUUGUCUGGUGCAAAGACAGAGACAUAUUUUUGUCAGCCUUAGGUGCUAUAGUGCACAACGUGGUUUCUUGAACCCUCGGCCACUACAUCUUUCAUUUGUUUCUAGGUCCUCAGAAUGCACUUUUGUUCUCCAAACAACUGCUGAGAGAGGGGACGAACUGUCCUAUGGGUACAGCUCAAAUGGUGAAGUUGCUUUGGUUUGGAGAGACAGAUCCAUUUCCCAUCCCACCAUACACUGCACAAAUCUAAUUGCUAGGGAGUUUGAAUUAAAACAAAACACUUUUCUAACUUUUUGCUUGUUUCUUGUAACUCAGUAAUACAAAAGGCUUUAAUGUUUUUGGUAAGCUUU
Lacerta agilis (Sand lizard) is the source of this 3870-nucleotide messenger RNA. It is a transcript of the gene ZHX2, whose product is annotated as zinc fingers and homeoboxes 2. Bases 288 to 2687 code for a protein of 799 amino acids. NCBI's taxonomy places the organism in Eukaryota, Metazoa, Chordata, Lepidosauria, Squamata, Lacertidae. Gene Ontology annotation, cellular component: nucleus. Gene Ontology annotation, biological process: regulation of transcription by RNA polymerase II. Gene Ontology annotation, molecular function: DNA binding; DNA-binding transcription factor activity, RNA polymerase II-specific. The transcript is spliced from 3 exons. The record is from RefSeq and is a predicted model, not a curated record.